Molecule: messenger RNA, 825 nt
Organism: Blepharisma stoltei
Lineage: Eukaryota; Ciliophora; Heterotrichea; Heterotrichida; Blepharismidae
Source: the annotation of a GenBank genome assembly
AUGGAUCUUCUCCCUAGAGCUUUUGUGCAGGUUGCUGAAGGUGAAAGCAGUUUAACUGUGAUGCAAUGAAAUAUGCUGGCAGACCAACUAGCAAAUGAUUUUCCAGCUGUAAAUGAAGAAAAUUUAAGCUGAAAUUUUAGAAGGCCAAGAAUUUUAUUUGAAAUUGAACGUUUCAAUCCUGAUAUUCUCUGUGCAGAGGAGGUCGACCAUUAUGCUGAUUUUUUAGAGCCAGAACUUAUAAGACUUGGAUAUGCAGGAUUUUUUCAAAAAAAGCCAUCGUGGCAUCGAGAUGGCUCUGCGAUAUUUUAUAAAACAAACAGGUUUACUGUGAUUUCUAAUGAAGUUUGCCAUUUUGAAGGCCGUAAUCAAUUUGCAUUAGGGGCUAGGCUAUUAGACACGUGGUCAAAUAAAGAAUUUUAUGUCUAUGCUUUGCAUUUGAAAGCGAAUAAAGACUAUGAAGAUGUAAGGGUGAAUCAGAUCAGAUCUUUGAUAAGACAUUUAGAACCAAUUGACUAUACCAAAAGCUUAAUCCUUUGUGGAGACUUCAACAGUUUGCCUGAAAACCCAGCCCAUUUAGAAAUGUUUAACAAUCAGCUUGGCUUGCGAAGUGCUUACAGAGACAUUUUUUCACAAGGAGAAGUCCCUUAUACAACUGUAAAAAUCAGAAAUUCUCUUCAGAAAAAAACCGAAGACUACAUAUGGCUCCGUGGCUUCCAAAUCCAAAGCUUGCUUUCAAUUCCAUCAUUAGAAGAAAUUGGGCCUAAUGGUCUUCCAUCUCCACAUUAUCCAAGCGACCAUUUAUCAUUAGCUGUCCGGUUAAUUUAA